GCAAGAUACCCUGAAGAUGGCUUCAUCGAGCGCUACACUUGGCAAGCUGCCGGAGUUCGACCCGGACAACGGGGACUUCGAGGUCUACCUCGAGCGUCUCGAGUGCUUCAUCGCCGCCAACGACAUUGCAGAAGAAAAGAAACUGCAGGUCUUCUUGACUACGAUCGGCGAAAAGGCUUACGGGACGCUAAGGAGCUUGCUUCUUCCAAAGACGCCUACGAAAGUAACAUUCGAGGUUGCCGUUGAUGCACUUAAAAAGCACUAUGCUCCCAAAAGUUCCGUGGUGACGGAAAGGUAUCGCUUCCACCAACGAAAACAAGAGAAGCAUGAAAGCGUGGCGGACUUCAUCGUGGGUCUGAAGAAAUUGGCGGCGACGUGUGCGUUUGGCACAUUUCUAGAGGAAGCUCUGCGGGACCGACUAAUCGCCGGCCUUCAAGCAGACGCUGUGCGCUGCCGACUGCUAGCCACGCCAGACGCUGAGCUGACUUGGGAACGCGCCUGCAACAUCGCCGUGGCUAUGGAAGCAGCUACGAAAGACACUCAGCAGAUGGCCUCUACAAAGAGCGAAGGCAUCGCAGCGAGCGUCUCCGACUUGCACUGGCAAGGACAAGCAAAAGAACGGCGUCCACAAGCAAGUGCUGGCAAGAACGCGAAGAAUUUUCAUCAGAGCCACCGGACACUCAGCUGGCACCGGAACAAGCACAAGGAUCACCCGACCCUGACUGUUCCCCACCGAUCACCGUUAGAAGCAGCAGCCGAAAUCGACGGCCUCCAGACCGCUGGGGUUAUAGCCACUCAUAAAUAG
This is a messenger RNA of Rhipicephalus sanguineus (brown dog tick), 805 nucleotides long. RefSeq lists its product as uncharacterized. The transcript has 2 exons. The record is from RefSeq and is a predicted model, not a curated record. Bases 17 to 805 code for a protein of 262 amino acids. NCBI's taxonomy places the organism in Eukaryota, Metazoa, Arthropoda, Arachnida, Ixodida, Ixodidae.